Molecule: messenger RNA, 1003 nt
Organism: Cynoglossus semilaevis (tongue sole)
Lineage: Eukaryota; Metazoa; Chordata; Actinopteri; Pleuronectiformes; Cynoglossidae
Product: tripartite motif-containing protein 16-like protein
Exons: 5
Coding region: 22-669 (215 amino acids)
Molecular function (GO): protein binding
Source: RefSeq, a predicted model, not a curated record
AAUACAAAAACAGGGAAGAAAAUGAAAUCGAUAACAACUGAACAUUUAAAUCCAGAUAAAGCCCUGGUUUACGCACCGGGAAUCCCAGAACCAACAAGCAGAGCUGAGCUGUUGAAAUACUGGCUUAAAUUGUCCCUGGAUGACAAAACUGCCAACAAGAUGUUAUGGAUUUCUGACAGUGGGUCUAAGGUUUGUCGUAGAACUGAGGAAGUUUGUCCUGUUCUGGAUCGACCAGAGAGAUAUGAGUACUCACCACAGGUGGUCUGCAAAGAGAGCGUAUGGAACAUGAGAGCGUACUGGGAGGUGGAAUACUCUGGCUGGGCUGUAAUUGGAGCAACCUACGAAGGAGCGGGAAGGAGAGCAAAUUCUGGGCCAAGUGGUCUCGGAGAAAACGAGGAGUCCUGGGGCAUGUGCUGGUCGGGUUCCUGUUUCCAGAUUUGGUUUAAUGGUUUAAACAAAGACAUCGAAAACUUUCCUUACUGCUCAACAAUUGGAGUUUACAUUGACCAGCCUGCAGGGAUUAUAAAUUUCUAUACUGUAACUGGCCAGGGCGCAGACAGGGAGGUUACGCUAAUGCAUAAAGUGAAGACCUCAAACGACAAGAAGAUUCUCCCUGGUUUCUGGAUGGGAAUUCAGUCUUCGUGCACGUUACUGCCGAAGACCGAAUGAAACAUUAGUCGCUCUAAAUGUCUAUAAUCCGCAAUAUUUUUCUAUUGUAUUUUAAAAAAAAUAACCAAGCUUAUACCUGUGUUGUUCUAUGUAAUGUACGUAUGUUUGUCUUAGCAGCACCAUAUUGGGGAAAUUAAGGUUUGAUGAUGAACUUUGUUUAAGAAGGAUUGAAAUAAAAUAUUUAUUUUAAAUUAAAAUAUCCUCUCAGUUUUGUUUCAUUUCGUUGCAGAUACGCACCAACUGGACCAAAGUCUAGUCUCGUCCACUAUGACAUGUGUCCACAGCGUAUAACCUAUGUGACAGGUCAUAUGUUUUAUUGACCAGGGUGAAUAAA